UGUUUUUAAUACCAAGGCGGCAAAGUGUCUGUUUCGUGGAGGAUAUAUCUGUGCGCGAAUUUUAAAAGUUAUGUCUGUCAAGUCGACAAGAGAGGUAGAUCCUAUUAAAAAUGAACGAACUGGAAAUGUAAGAGAAGUAGGCGCUCACGCCAUAUGGAGUCUUUCAUCAUGCAAACCAGGUUUUGGAGUGGAUCAAUUGCGAGACGAUCGAGCUGAUACUUAUUGGCAAUCGGACGGUCAACUUCCUCAUCUAGUCAACAUUCAGUUUCAGAGAAAAACUACACUAAGUGAUAUUUAUAUUUACACAGAUUACAAACUAGAUGAAAGUUAUACACCAAGUCGGAUAUCCAUACGGGUUGGGACUCACUUUAAUGAUAUACAGGAGAUAGAAGUUGUGCCAUUAUCAGAACCAUCAGGUUGGGUCCAUGUUCCAAUACGAGAUAUUUAUGACAAACCAAUUCGAGUAUUUAUGAUUCAAAUUGCUGUCACCAGUAACCAUCAGAAUGGAAGAGACACACAUCUGAGACAAAUCAAAAUUCACAGCCCGGUCGAAAACAAUGUGAGCAUUCCCUUUGAGAACAUUAGACAUUUUUCUACUGUUGAAUUCAAACAACAUGCAACUAUCCGAUAA
Cylas formicarius (sweet potato weevil) is the source of this 631-nucleotide messenger RNA. RefSeq names its product anaphase-promoting complex subunit 10 (gene APC10). The transcript is spliced from 3 exons. Bases 71 to 631 code for a protein of 186 amino acids. Gene Ontology annotation, cellular component: anaphase-promoting complex. Lineage: Eukaryota; Metazoa; Arthropoda; Insecta; Coleoptera; Brentidae. The record is from RefSeq and is a predicted model, not a curated record. Gene Ontology annotation, biological process: protein K11-linked ubiquitination; anaphase-promoting complex-dependent catabolic process.